CGCCUGUCCGCGUAUGGGUGCGGGUGGCUCUUCUCGCCGGGGGAAAGCAGCUGUAACAACUCCUGCAAUGGCGGCCGUGGCGGGCCUCAAUGUAAAAGAUUUGCCAACAAAACCUUAUGAGGGCCAGAAGACGGGCACUUCUGGCUUGCGUAAGAAGACGAAGGAGUUCAUGCAGGAGAACUACCUUGCGAACUGGGUCCAGUCCUUGUUCUGUGCUUUGGGUGAUGAGAUCAAGGGCCAGUCCUUGGGCCUGGGUGGUGAUGGGCGGUACUUUGGCAAGGAAGCUGCACAGAUAAUUAUCAAGUUGGCAGCAGGCAACGGCUUCAAGAAGGUCGUUGUUGGCCAAAACGCCUUGAUGGCAACCCCAGCUGCUUCGGCAUUAAUCCGUCGACGGAAGCUCUACGGUGGCCUCAUCAUGUCGGCCUCGCACAACCCCGGCGGUCCUGACAACGACUUCGGCAUCAAGUUCAACUACACGGGUGGUGAGCCGGCUCCGGAGCGCAUCACGGACAAGAUCUACGGCGAGACCACCAAGGUCUCCGUACUGCAUAUGGCCGACAUCCCGGACGUGGACCUGAGCAAGGUUGGCGUGACCAAGUUUGGCGACUUCGAGGUCGAGGUGGUCGACCCCGUGGAGGACUACCUCGCCACUCUGCAGAGCGUGUUUGACUUCCCCCUGCUUAAGAGCUUCCUGGCGAGGAGGGACUUCUCGCUGGUGUUCGAUGCCAUGCACGCGGUUACCGGGCCCUAUGCCAAGCGCAUCCUGGUGGAGGAGCUGGGCGCUCCGGCGUCCUGCGUGAAGGACGGUGUUCCCUCUCCGGACUUCAACGGCGGCCACCCCGACCCGAACCUCACCUACGCCGAGGAGCUGGUCAAGAUCAUGUGGGCGGACGAGUCUCCGGCCUUCGGGGCGGCCUCAGACGGUGACGGCGACCGUAACAUGAUCCUGGGUCACAAGUUCUUUGUUAACCCCUCGGACUCUGUGGCCAUCAUCGCCGCAAACGCCCAGUCCUGCAUCCCCUACUUCAAGGGGGGCCUCAAGGGUGUCGCCCGCUCCAUGCCCACCAGCGGGGCGCUGGACCGAGUGGCCGCGGACCUGGGGGUGCCCUUCUUCGAGACACCCACGGGCUGGAAGUUCUUUGGCAACCUCAUGGAUGCGGGCAAGUGCUCGGUGUGCGGCGAGGAGUCGUUCGGCACGGGUGGUGACCACAUCCGCGAGAAGGACGGCAUCUUCGCGGUGCUGUCCUGGUUAUCCAUCGUGGCCGCCAAGAACAAGGACGUGCCGGAGGGCGGACAGCUGGUCACGGUGCAGGACGUGGCGGUUGCGCACUGGAAGAAGUACGGCAGGAACUUCUUCAGCCGCUACGACUACGAAGAGUGCGCCUCCGCUGACGCCAACAAGAUGGUGGACCACCUGCGCUCUGUCAUCGCCGCCGCCAAGCCGGGUGACAAGUUUGGCGACUUCACGCUGGCGACCGCUGACGACUUCGAGUACACGGACCCCAUUGACGGCUCUAAGGCGUCCAAGCAGGGCCUCCGCUUUAUCUUCACUGAUGGCUCCCGCAUUAUUUUCCGGCUGUCGGGUACGGGCUCGUCCGGCGCCACUAUUCGUCUAUACAUCGAGCAGUAUACCUCGGACCCCGCAAAGCUGAUGUUGGAUGCGCAGGAGGCUCUGGGUCCCAUUAUCAAGGUGGCUCUGGAGGUAUCCAAGCUGCAGGAGUUCACCGGCCGUAGCAGCCCCACCGUCAUCACGUAAAGCGGCGGCGGAGCGGCCGACUCCUCUCCUUUGGGAGGGAGGGAAACGGGGAAAGGGAGAGGAGUGGGGCGGAAAUUGCCUAUUGCAUUGUGAUGGGGAGGGGAGGAUGUAUCCGAGCACGCAGGCGGGUUCAGCAGCGUUUCAGCAGCUUCACUAUGAGGAUUGCUUCUGAGUAGACACCCAACGCCUCCUGGAGUUUGCAAGUAUGGAUGUUGACGAUGGCGAUGAUGAAGUGGAGGCGGGUGGAGGAGGAAGGGUGACGAUCUUGUUGCAGCUGGCGCAACUGCAGCAAUAGUUGCCAUAACCAUAAUGUGGUCUGGUAUAGCGCCUAGGCUCAAUUUUGCACGGUUGGUUGAAUCGAAAUGGUAGAGACUUCGGCACGUUGCUAAAACGGGCAGUUGCUGGCAGAUGUGAACCACGCGCGUGUGUAUUACGUAGCAUGUAUGACGUGACUCAUUAGCCAGGCCCUCUUGAGGUAUCUGAUGAGCAGCGGCCUCGCGGGAAAGGGAAGGGGGAAGGGACUUGUCGCGGAACAUGUCUUCCGUACUAUAUCCAACCGCCGUCGUUUUCCAAUGCUUUGUCGCUCUGAAUAAGAGCGGGAGCGAUGAUGUUACGUUUUGUUGUCUUUUUGCUC
This is a messenger RNA of Volvox carteri f. nagariensis, 2390 nucleotides long. RefSeq lists its product as uncharacterized. Gene Ontology annotation, cellular component: cytosol. Gene Ontology annotation, molecular function: magnesium ion binding; phosphoglucomutase activity. The transcript has 11 exons. NCBI's taxonomy places the organism in Eukaryota, Viridiplantae, Chlorophyta, Chlorophyceae, Chlamydomonadales, Volvocaceae. The coding region runs from base 14 to 1756 and encodes 580 amino acids. Gene Ontology annotation, biological process: carbohydrate metabolic process. The record is from RefSeq and is a predicted model, not a curated record.